UGGAAGGAGGUUCCUUGUGGCUGCCGAGCCGCAUCCUGCAUCAUAUGUUAAUGAAGUUAAUGGUGGAGCUCCAGUGACAGCUGGCUGGUGAAGACCAAUCAGAAAGCUCGCAGAUGGAAGGCAGUAUGUUUGAGGCUCUGCAGGCAGGAGGUGUUUGAAGAACCAUGUCAGCUCCUCCAAUGAUGUAAAGAAGGAUCCCUUUCGCUUUAUUCGAUUUUUACCUCCUAAACGGUCGCGAACAUGCACACUGUAACUUAUUACUGCCGGGAAGUUUUUUUUACGAGCAAUGCUUUGGACUUAAGUGUGGAUUUGUUCCAAGUUUUUCUCGCUGCCCGACAGAAUUCAUGAAACCCUAUUCAGAGCGACGGGUUUAUGGACUCGCGUAUUAGCUAAUGAUGUCUAUGGGUUUCAUGCCUGACAGUCUGAAUACCUCAGAUCCCUCCAAAUCGGCCUUUCUAGAGUUUGGCCACGGACACCCGGCGCACCAGCAGCACUCCUCCGGACUGUCUCACAUUUAUCCCGUUCAUGGCUUGCAUGCUGCUGGGCAUUCCCAGCACGAAAGCCCCUUUCCUGGCAGCGCGUCCUAUGGCCGCUCUUUGGGCUACGCCUACCCCGGCGCGGUGAACACUCAUCCCCCGUCUGCAUACAUGUCCUACCAGCACAGCAAUCACAGCAACAGCAGCAGUCUGGCCCACAGCAGAUUAGAGCAGACAGACCGCGAGAAGUCCACGGUGAUCGAGAACAGAGACCUUCGUCUAAAUGGCAAAGGGAAGAAAAUUCGGAAACCUCGGACCAUCUACUCCAGUCUGCAGCUGCAGGCUCUGCACCAGCGCUUCCAGCAGACCCAGUACCUGGCCUUGCCGGAGCGCGCCGACCUGGCGGCCAAACUGGGACUCACCCAGACUCAGGUGAAAAUAUGGUUUCAGAAUAAGCGCUCCAAGUAUAAAAAGAUCAUGAAGCAUGGCAGCGGAUCAGAGGGAGAACAUCUCCACAGCACUAGCUCCAUCUCCCCCUGCUCGCCCGGGUUGCCACAGCUUUGGGAGGUCUCCAUGGCGAACAAAGGAGCCCAAAUGCACCCAAACAAUUACAUGAACAGUUUUGGUCACUGGUAUCCAAACCACCACCCUCAUCAGGACGCGAUGCCCAGGCCUCAGAUGAUGUGAGUGGAUUGUUUUUGGUGUCGUGCGGGCCAGCUGCUCGGGCCUUUAUGAAGGGCACUUCGGGCUACACUGAACUUGCUCUCAAAAGGCCUCUUCUCAGAACUGAUUUGUGUUUAAAUGUGUGUUUAAUGGGACUUUCAUGUAUUUCGUGUGUGUUUUUAACUCAAUUUUCGAUGCAAAAAAGAAAAUCGACCCGGCAUCAAAUAUAUUUUUUAGAUUUGUUCGAAUUCUGGUGCAUGGCCUCAACUGAAAUGUGGACUUUGUUUGUGCCGUUUUAACAAGAGACUCAUGGAUAAAAGCAUUUUUAAAGAAUAUGUUGUGUGCGUGGGUCUACUUUCUUGGGGUUUCAGCUGCAUAGUCCAACAAAUGCUCUGCGCCUUGUGCAAAUAAAUACAAGUUGGAUUGACUUUAUCAUGAAUGAUUUCUUCUGUGACUUUGUUUAGGUUGCUGUUUUAUCAGUGAACUGUCAGAUAUCCCAAGAGACAAACUUGGGAUUUGAUUUUCUUCAUCAAACUGUGAAAGAGACGC
Larimichthys crocea (large yellow croaker) is the source of this 1688-nucleotide messenger RNA. It is a transcript of the gene dlx4b, whose product is annotated as distal-less homeobox 4b. Gene Ontology annotation, biological process: regulation of transcription by RNA polymerase II; cell differentiation; embryo development. The record is from RefSeq and is a predicted model, not a curated record. The coding region runs from base 393 to 1163 and encodes 256 amino acids. The transcript has 3 exons. Lineage: Eukaryota; Metazoa; Chordata; Actinopteri; Sciaenidae. Gene Ontology annotation, molecular function: DNA-binding transcription factor activity, RNA polymerase II-specific; RNA polymerase II cis-regulatory region sequence-specific DNA binding.